GUGCAGGUCGACAGCCACUAACCAUCCACUACUGGAGCUCGUCUUCUCCUGACAACUACCUCCUCCUCCUCCCAACACACACAAGAGAGAUGGCUGCAUCAAAGCAGAUGGUUCCCGUGGUGGUGCUGAUGGGCGUGUGGGCGUCUUGCCUUGCCGUACCGCAGUAUCCUCCCCCCCACCCACCACGGUACACCCCAGCCCCCUCCUACAAGGAGCCGGCACGCCCCUACAGCUAUUCCUACUCUGUUAAUGAUGAAUACAAGGGCCUGCACAUCAGCGCUGGUGAAACCUCCAAUGGGGCCAGCGUACAGGGGUCGUACCAGGUAGCCCUCCCUGACGGUCGCCUCCAGAACGUAGCCUACAACGCCGACCACUACGCCGGGUACAACGCUGAUGUCACCUACACCGGGGAGGCCCAGCACCCACACGAAGCUCCCCGGUACCUACACGAAGCUGCCAGGUACCCACACGAAGUUCCCAGUCAUCCCCCGGCCCAUCACGGCUAGACCAACCAUAACCAGCCCUCUCCUCCACCUGGCCUACUCUAUUAUAUCUGCUUUAGCUUCCAGUUCUUUUUAUUACCUUCGCAAGAACUAUUUAGUAGUAUGUUAACGUAGUUGUUCUGGAGCCCCGCUGUUUGUGGCAUGGCGCUUUCUUUAUCCACAGGACAGACUUCUCCACUACAAAUUAAUGAAGCCUUUAAGAAUAAGCAAGAUUUCAUAAACAAAAAUGAGAAUUUAACGUUUUUUUCUUCAUAUUUUUAAAAUACUGUUUCAAUAAGAUUACUCCCGCCCACAGCGUUUAUUGAUGUUAGAUUCUUUUCAGCGAUCCGUACUGAAUGCUUCAUUGUGUUUUUUAAGGACAUAAAUUACUUUAUGAUCGGUAAAAAGUGGUCAGGUCACCUACUUGGCUUCUGAGGCUUCACUGAUCUAAUGGAAGUCUGCUCCGUGACUCAAAUUGGCACAUAAUGAGCUAGUCAGUGUUAAGGCAACAGGUGUGACAGCCGGCAGUGUCUGAUCAGCUGAGGAAAACCGCCAACACCCUACACGGCCACUACAGCCCAACACCUACUACACUUCCCCACACAAUAUAUUCAUCUUCACUAUAUCUCAUAUUCAUCUUCACUAUAUCUCCACCAUCACAGCUUCCUACAUCUACAGUAUUACACACUCAAGAGUCACUAUAUUCCCAAUAACCACUACACUCCCAAGUACAACCCCUACACCCCACACGUCCACUGGACACCCACUACACUCCCGUCAACACACUCAGACGCCGCUGCCAUUUUACUUGAUAAAUUGCUUUGUUUAAUAUACAGUACAGUAUUUUGUUUCUUGUUGAAAACUGUAGCACAGAUUGCAAAUACUUUGUAAUAAAUGUUAUUAAAAAGUUA
This is a messenger RNA of Homarus americanus (American lobster), 1393 nucleotides long. RefSeq names its product cuticle protein 7-like. NCBI's taxonomy places the organism in Eukaryota, Metazoa, Arthropoda, Malacostraca, Decapoda, Nephropidae. The record is from RefSeq and is a predicted model, not a curated record. Gene Ontology annotation, cellular component: extracellular matrix. The transcript is spliced from 3 exons. Bases 90 to 506 code for a protein of 138 amino acids.